AUGGCAACGCGACAACAACCGGAUAUAAAUUCGCGUCUCCACACGUCGCGGCCCUUGGCAGAUACUCUCGAUAGAAAUAUACAAGUGGCAAAUAAUGGCGCCACGACGAUUACGAGGGUGGGGGGGGAGGAAGCGUCUGUCGUGCCAAGAGUGCAUUGGCAGGGCUCUGCCACUCCAGCCCAUGGGUCUGGCAAAAUCUACCAUAUGGAAGAUCUGGUCAGAAACGACCUGUCAGAA
Molecule: messenger RNA, 237 nt
Organism: Iphiclides podalirius (scarce swallowtail)
Lineage: Eukaryota; Metazoa; Arthropoda; Insecta; Lepidoptera; Papilionidae
Source: the annotation of a GenBank genome assembly